UGCAACCCAAUACCUCAUUCCAGUCUCAACCACAGUACAGUGAGGAGCUAAAAUUUUUCUAGAUUAUACAUUUUUUCCAAAAAAACAACCAAUAUUUUCUAACGAAUUAUAUAAGGAAAUUUUUCGAUAAUUUUAUAGUGCACUCGAUUAAUAAAUAAUUAUGGAUAACUUUCGUAUACCGCGUAAGGUGAACCGUCAUGUCUAUAAGGCGGUUUUCAAUCUGACAGUACCCGGGGAGUAUGUGACAUUCGAGCAGAUCUUGGAGGAGGUGCGCUUCUCAAUUCGCAACCGUAGACCGUCGAAGGACUUGCCGGAUCUCGUCAGGAGAUCUAUCCGGAACCUGAAAAUCGUCGGAGUGCUUCUCGAAAAGGAUAACAGAUUCACCCUCUUCCUUCCGUCCCUGAACAAGAAACAAAAGAAAAAGGUCAAGACCGAGGGCGAGGGCGAGGGCGAUUGCAAUGGCACUGGUACUGGCACUGGAGAAGAUGCCGAUGGUAGUUCGUCCAAGGAUGAAGAUCCUGAGGCUGCAGAGAGUCUCCGAGAUCUCUACAAGUCUUUUAACGAAGGACGUUUGGUGAACAGGACUCUAUACCCUUCAGAGAAAGAUAGUGGCUCGAGAACUUACCGCCUGACGGCUAUCAAUCAGUAUGAUUUCUACUCAAGGGCGGAACGUAUUCGAAUAAUGGAAAUUAAUAAGGAGAGGGCCAGGCUUUUCACGAAAGCCCAGAAGAAAUUGAACGACAGUGAGGAUGAUUCCAAAUCAGAUGAGGAGGAAUCGGGACCAGAUGAAAAAUAGCCUGCAACUGGAUUAGUGUAGCUUAGUGUGGCUGCUUUAGAUUAAAUUAGUCAAGUCUUUUUCAAAUUUUCCAAUGAACUCACUCAUUAUAGACCCCCUACCAGGAUGGGGGAAGCAGAUAGGGCCUCCAAGGACCUCCAAAAAAUUCUUCGUUAGAAGCCUCGCAGCCCCCAGCAGAAGAGCGCGAUUGGCAAUAAAUUUCACACCACUUACCAAGGAUGUUAGGCAGCAACUAAUUAAUUGUGCAGGGACCAGUCAGAAAUAAUAAAAUGGAAUAAAAAUUCAAAUGCUGACCAAAA
Messenger RNA from Drosophila ananassae, 1095 nucleotides. RefSeq lists its product as uncharacterized. The coding region runs from base 161 to 796 and encodes 211 amino acids. NCBI's taxonomy places the organism in Eukaryota, Metazoa, Arthropoda, Insecta, Diptera, Drosophilidae. The record is from RefSeq and is a predicted model, not a curated record. The transcript has 2 exons.